AUGCACGGUGAGGCGGUGGUUCCCAACAAGAGGGCUGCCAUGACCGUGGUGGGUCGUAGGGUUGGAAGCUCGUUUGACAGAAACACCACGUCAGCUGCGCUGACGUGGUUCUUCUUGCUGCUGUCGAGCCACCCGGAGGUGGAGGCGGAAGUCCUCGGUGAGAUUAAUCAGGUGAAGUACUCUGACAUCGGCGGCGGCGGCGUGUAUGAUGAGGUGAAGAGCAUGGUGUACACGCACGCGGCGAUAUCGGAGGCGAUGAGGCUGUACCCUCCGGUUCCGGUGAGCACGAAAUCGUCGCUGAACGACGACGUUUUGCCGGACGGAACAGUGGUGAGGAAGGGGACGAGGAUAAGCUACCAUCCGUACGCAAUGGGGAGGGUGGAGGAGGUUUUGGGGGCGGAUUGGGCGGAGUUCCGGCCACGGCGGUGGCUGGAGGAGGGGCGGUGGAGGUUCGUCGGCAGGGAUCCGUACACGUAUCCGGUGUUUCAGGCGGGGCCGAGGAUUUGCUUGGGGAAGGAUAUGGCGUAUCUGCAGAUGAAGCGGGUGGUGACUGGGAUUCUGCGGCGGUUCACUGUGGUUCCGGCGGAAGGAAGGGUUGUUGAUUAG
Salvia splendens (bonfire salvia) is the source of this 606-nucleotide messenger RNA. RefSeq names its product cytochrome P450 94A2. Lineage: Eukaryota; Viridiplantae; Streptophyta; Magnoliopsida; Lamiales; Lamiaceae. Gene Ontology annotation, molecular function: heme binding; monooxygenase activity; oxidoreductase activity, acting on paired donors, with incorporation or reduction of molecular oxygen. The record is from RefSeq and is a predicted model, not a curated record. Bases 1 to 606 code for a protein of 201 amino acids. The transcript has 2 exons.